Molecule: messenger RNA, 9607 nt
Organism: Halichondria panicea
Lineage: Eukaryota; Metazoa; Porifera; Demospongiae; Suberitida; Halichondriidae
Exons: 3
Coding region: 9-9458 (3149 amino acids)
Biological process (GO): semaphorin-plexin signaling pathway
Molecular function (GO): semaphorin receptor activity
Source: RefSeq, a predicted model, not a curated record
AUGGGCGUAUGCUAGAUCUACAAAUCUACAACCAACACAAGCUUUACAGUAAAAGCUUUGUGAUUGAUUUUGCAUUGCAAGAAAUGGCUUCUACAGCAAGGCUGUACAUACUGAAGAGUCUACUUUAUAUUGUUGCCGUAAUUCUGCUUCUGGACUCAGGGAAUGCUCAAACAUGCAGCUCAGUAGAGCAGCCAGUGGUGAGCAGCCUAGACCCGCCCUCUGGUACAACAGGAACUGAUGAGUCUCUGAGCACAUUGUACACCAUCACAGGAGAGAGACUGGACCAGGUUGUUGAUAUUAUCGUGGAGCUGGAUUUGUCUCUUGAAAGAAUACAACUGGCUAGCAUGAUGAUUAUUGAUGAAAGAACAGUAACCUUCAGGCUAUCUGUUAAUCCCCCCUUACCAUCUCGCUCUGGAGGCAAUCCUGCAAGAGUAAGGAUAAUUCCAGCAAACUCAUCUUGUUCUACUGUGGAACUGACCAUUUCUCUACAUGACACGAUUGUUCUUAGCCUUGCAGUCGUACUCCAAGCUCAGCCAGGUACAACUAUUGCCACAGCACGGGGCACAUGCUUACCAAGCUCAUGUGGCGACAACAACACUAUGUACGAAGUUAUUGUUGGUGGCGUUUCAUUGGAGCUCCUUGAGACAACGAGAAUAUCUUUUGUUGCUCGAUUUCCUGAGUUUAUUACCACAAAUGAUGCUGCUGAUGUUGUAAUUUCAACACAAUAUCAAAUGUUCACUUUGGCGGUCUCAACGCGGUUCGCUCUUUUCGUACAAACUAGCAAUGCUGUUGUAACACCUUCCCGUGGACAAAGGGGCACUAGAAUUGUAAUCACUGGAUCUAAUUUACUUGGACGGGGAACUUUUAUCUCUCUCUCUCAAGUGACUAUCGGUGGAAUGACUGCUGAAAUCGUAAGCUCGAGUGACAAUAUGAUUGAACUUAGUGCAAACAGUGGAUCGCCAGGAAUAGUUUCUAUUAGCAUCAACACAACACAAAAUAUAAAUAGUAUCGACUACGACGGACCGUAUACUUUUCUGGAAAACAUUUGGACACACCUUGACGAUGGAUUCAUCUCUCAUAUUAUUCCUCCAGCUGUUCAAGAAGGAGGUAACGUCACUCUAUGUGGCAGUCGACUACUUGGAGGUGGGCUAACAAUCUCAGAAGUAUCUCUCGCUGGAAUUUCCAGCUCUGUUGUCUCGGCAACACCCUUUGCAUUUUCUGGUUUACCAGGCAAUGAAUGCAUUACUGUAGAAGUCCCAUCUUCAACUGGUAUUUCCACAACUGGUGUCGUCGAUGUGGUCGCAGAUACAGGAGCACUUGUGCAAUCUACAACAAAUUUCACGUUUGCCGAAAUUCAAGAAGUGAUUCCGUCGAGAGGUCAGCCAGGAACAAUUGUGACUAUUAGAGGAACAGCUCUUUUGUCUGGUUAUGUCAUGCCAACAACUACUGUUAUGCUCAAUGGUGUUAUGGCCACUAUUAUGAGUUUAUCCGAUUCGGAAAUCAUUGUACGAGCUGCCGAGCCAGUAAAUGACACGAUAAAUGGUCUGCAAGGGGCAGUUAUAAUCUCUGUUGAAGACCUUUUCGAUGAUAGGCAUUCUGUUUCCUCGACCAUUCAAACAUGGACCUAUGAGCCUCCUGGUCAGAUAGCCAACGUCUCUCCGACAUUUGGGCAGUUUGGCACUCUCUUAACAAUCACAGGGAGUAAUCUAUUCGGCUAUGGAGCUUCCAUCGAUCGUGCAACUGUCGGUGGAUUGGAUGCGACAUUAGUUGAAUCGACUGACACACUAGUUACAUUGAGAGCUUCUGAUGGCAUUCCGAGUAUAGCAGAUAUUGUUUUAUUCUCUGAUAAUGGAGCUGAAGUGAGAGGAGUUGAUGUAUUUGAGUUCCGUGUUCGAGGUUCAAUCAGUCAAAUAUUGCCAAAUGAGGGACAAAGUGGAACAUUUGUUUCUAUCAGUGGCAUGAACUUAUUCGGCUAUGGAAACAAUAUCACAAGUGUCAUGUUUGGAAAUACUCCAGCAAUCAUAGACCAUGCUCAAUCGCUCAACACUUCUAUCAGAGUACGUAUCCAGACCAAUACAGACAUUGUCCAAAACACUCCUGUAGUAGUAACAAUUACUUCCGACACCUCGUCAAUUGUGGAAUCUGCUCCAAUAUGGACAUACCUAGUACAAGGCAUGGUGAAUGAUAUACAGCCUCCGACAGGCCAAGACGGCACUAGAGUGACUCUUACUGGCACUAACCUACUAGGUGGUGGGGGUGCUGCAAUCCAAGUUUUAGUGGAUGGUGUGGAAACUAUAAUUUCAAGUUCAUCUGAUACGAGGAUUGAUGUUAUCAUGGGCAGUAUUGAUACUCGUACAAUUACUGCCACUCCCAGCCAAGCAUUCAUAAUGGCGGAUACUGGAGCCAUUGUUCUAGGAGGUAACUAUACUCAUCGAAGUUCUGGAAUCAUCGACAGCUUUUCCCCUACAACUGGUCGAGAGGGAACUAUGGUAAUUGUUCUUGGACAAAACUUGCUUGGAUAUGGAGAUUCCAUUACCUUGAUUACGGUUGCUGGAAUUAUUGCAACAAUCAACUCGUUCGAUAAUUCCCAAAUUAUAAUUGUGGUUGGACCAGGACUAGAUCUAGAUGAAGGACCAAUUCAGUUGACAAUCAAUACAGGAGCUACGAUCACCUCUACAACGAACUUUACAUACGAACAGUCAGGAUCUAUUUCUGAUAUUAGCCCUGAUGAGGGGGCUGAGGGGAUUGGAGUUCUAAUUCGAGGAUCAGCCUUAUUUCCAAGCAAUGCCCAGUUAACUAGUGUUACAAUAGGUGGAAAUUCAGUUUCUCGAAUUGUAACUUCAACAGUAACAGAGAUAUCAGUGAUUGUGGGUACUGCUCCAACUGUUAAUCCAAUGCUAGCUGAAAUCGAGAUAACUGCAAGUGAUGGAUCUUUUGUUAGUGGUAUGUUUUUCAGAUUUGUGGAGCUAUCUAUUUCUCUCCCCGGUGUAACGUCAGGAAGAGAAGGAACUCAAAUAGAUAUCAUUGUACCAGCAUCUCCUCAAUUCGACGUAGCAGUAGGAUUGACGGCAACAAUCGAUGAUGAAUAUGCUGAAAUAGUUAGUUUAAUAACCGGCAACAGAAUUACUGUACGAGUACCGAGGGCAAAGAGAGCCGGUAUGUUUAUGGCUGAUGUGGCAAUUGAGAAUCCCCAGAGACUUGUGGCUAGAUUGCCUAAUAGCUUUACGUACCUUCCUGAAGGAGCAAUUUACAGCAUCACACCAACUGUCGGGCAAAAAGGCACAAGAGUUGUAAUGGAAGGAGAACAUUUGCUUGGGGGAGGAACUACCAUAGACUCUGCAAUGCUAGCUGGAGUUUCCGCAAAUGUCGUGUUAAGUAGUGACGAAAGUGUGACGGUCGAAAUUGUAGACAAUCCAGCAACAUCCACAUUGUUUCCAUCUACAGGAGACAUUCUUUUGACAGGUAAUACUGGAGCGAUUGCACGUCGACUAAAUGGCUUCGCACUUGUACGACCAGGAGUUAUACUAUCAGUGAGUCCUGCCUCCGGGCAAGUUGGUACCUUAGUAGCAAUCACGGGAACUGACCUCUUACAAGGAAGUGAAGAAGUACAGCAAGUAACAAUAGCAGGUGUGCAAGCUGACUUGGAAGGAACUGCAAGUAAUUCUCUGAUCACUGUAGCGGCUGCUUCAUCAAACUUACAGUCAGGCCCUGUUGAAAUCACCCUCGUUACUGGUGCUGUCAUCACUUCGACUAUGCAAUUCGAAUAUUUGCAGGAAGGGCAAAUCGAUAGGCUAGAACCAAACUCUGGAACAACAGGAACCCGUGUGACGAUCAGAGGAACCAAUCUGUUGGGAGGAGGUAUGAAUGUAGAACGAGUGCUUCUUGCUGGAGUGGAAGCAAUUGUUCAAUCAUUUACUGGCGAGACCGUUACUGUCAUAGCUCAAGCUGGCGGACCUGAUACAAUUGGUGAUGUUGAGAUUAUUAUCAAUACUGGAGCACGAAUCAUUGAAUUGUUUUUCUGGACAUACAGGGAGCUUGGUAGUAUUUCAAACAUAGAACCCUCUGUUGGUCAAAGAGGUAUUGAUGUUACUUUACGAGGAAUGCGCUUACUGGGAUCUUCCGGAAGAAUAGUUGAGCAGUGCAUACUAGCUGGAAUUCCUGCAGACGUAAUAAUGUCCACAAGAAACACUGUCGUAUGCAGAGCAGGUUUCUUUCCUGAUCUUGUGAGCAUGCCUGCUAAUGGUACAGGACCGGCAGAAAUUAUUACCAAUCUAGGAGUGGUUGUCACGAGUGAUAAUAACACAACAUUUACAUACUAUAUUGCAGAAAUAGACACAGUAACCCCAUCGACUGGAAAUAACGGCACAAUAGUGCAGAUAUCUGGAAUUAAUUUGCUUGGCUUCCCAGGUGACGGCUCCACCAUUGCCUCGGUAAUGUUUGGAAACAUUCCAGCAACAGUGGUCACCAGUACUAACAAUGACAUCACUGUUCGUGUCGGAAUCUCCCCAAUUGCUACACAAAAUGACUUCGUAAGAGUGACAUCAUCCGUUGGCUCCUUCUUGGAGCUUGAGAAUGCUUGGAACUACUCUCCACCUGGUCAGAUGGACUCUAUCACUCCAAGCACAGCUUUCUCAGGAGACACUAUUUCAAUCAUAGGAAUGAACCUAUUUCCUCUUUUGGCCAAUGACGUUGGUGUGAUGGUGAUUGUUGGUCGGACUAGAUCUUCACAAGCGAGAAUUAUAAACUCUUCGUAUAUUGAAUUUGUUGCAGGAGUUUAUCAGUCGACGGACAAUGCUGGAGAGCAGUUGCCUGUGCAGAUAGUUUACAAUACAGGCGAAAUCGUGUACAAUCCCCAGAUUACGUUUACAUACAACGCAACUCCUGGAAUAGUGGAGUCAGUAUUUCCUAUCGCUGGAUCCGAAAACACAGUGGUUACAAUAUCUGGGAGAAAUCUCAUUGGAGAUCUUAAUAUUACACAAGUAUACCUUGCUGGAAUUCCAGUUAAUCGUAUACUGGACAAUGCUACAAAUGACGAGAUUGUUGUCGUCGCUGGAGCAGGACCUGCUGACGGCCAAUUUGGAACGAUUGUAAUAGAAACCAAUGAUGGGCGGCAAUUCGGGCUAGCUGGCAAUGCUUGGAGAUAUUACCCCAUAGUGAGCAGUGGUGCUGUGUUACCAUCGUCUGGGCAAAACGGAACUGUUGUGACUAUCAAUCUCCCAGGAGAUGCUCCAUAUCCAAUAGUAGAGAAUGUUACGUUUUCUGGCUAUCCAGUCAUUGAUUUCUCCUUCGCACUUGGUACACUCACAGUAACCGUACAGACUGAUGCGACAAAUCCUAGUAGUCCUGUAACAGGAAAUGUUGUAAUUAAUUUCUUGGACUCAACACAGUUGAUAAUUGUCAAUGCAUGGACGUAUGUUGAUCCUGUGCAAAUUUCUUCCAUCUCACCCGGAAACAUGCAAGGCUACUUCAACUCGGUAGUCACCAUCAACGGAGAAAACUUUCAAGCAGGAAGAGGCUUAACUGUGACAAACGUAUAUCUGGCAAGUAUAGAAACGACAAUCAUAUCUCAAACAGAUACUGAAUUGCAGGUUCAGAUCACCGAGCAACGGAAUUCAACGUCACAGGCUCUCGUUGGCCCUAUUGUAAUUGUAUCUCAAGAUAGUGCCACAUACACCUCUGAGUUACCGUUUAGCUUCACAUACGUGCAGGUUCGAGUAUACUCUGUUGGACCACAGCAAGGGCAAAGAGGAACCAGAGUGUCUAUAAAUGGCACAGGCCUUCUUCUUGGAGGGUCCUCCGUAGACUCUAUUCUAUUUGGAAAUGUAUCAGCCACGAUAAUUACUGCAACUGAUUUUGAGAUAGUCGCAUCGGCAGGUGAUUCACUAAUGCAAACAAAUGUUAGUGACAUUAGCUACAGGGUAGACACACGGGCAGAUUAUACUAUUCCUGACAGCUGGAGGUAUAUUGUUCCUGGCGAAAUCACUUCUGUAAGUCCGGAUGAAGGAGGAAUGGGUACUAUAGUAACGAUCUCAGGAACAAAUCUUUUUGGUGGUGGAGACAGAGCUGAGACAGUCCUUCUAAACAAUGUUCCUGUACAGAGUAUUGUGACCAACUUUGACAAUUUGAUACAAGUAGUUGCUGGCCAAACUGCAACAGCACUAUCCCCCGGCAAUGUUCAAGUGAUCUCUAAUACUGGUGCUGUAACUGAAUCGUCUUCAAAUGUUGCCUACACCUAUCUUACACCUGGGAGAGUAAUGAACGCCAUGCCACAAAUAGGCCAAAAUGGAACAAGAGUGACCAUUGACGGAUCGUUCUUUCACAAUGGAGAAGGAAUUAGUCGAAUACUUCUAGCUGGUGUAGAGGCCACUAUUGAAAUGAGAAUUGUGGACUCUUUGAGUUCUGGUUUCCCGAGCACCUUUUUAGUGAGAGCCGGUCGCCCAUCUGCUCCACACUCCUUCAGUGGACCAGUGACAAUGAUUUCCCAUUUCAACACCAUGUCUGUCAGUGACUUCAACUUCACUUACAUUUCAGAAGGAGCUAUAUUCAGUGUAACUCCUGAUCAAGGACAAACUGGAACUCAAGUGACCAUCAGGGGUGAAAACUUGCUUGGUGGAGGAAGUAGUAUUCAAGCUGUCUUUCUGGCAGGAAUCCAAGCUGCUUUUACUCAAGUGCCUACUGAUGAUGCGGUACAAGUGUCUGCCAAUAUGUCUGCCAAUCCAAUACCACGAGCUCAGCUUGGAGACGUUGUGCUGAUAUCCGAUACUGGAGCCUAUGUGAGGAGGGUGGACGGUUGGAGUUACGUGGAAGAAGGAACAGUGACAGACAUUCAGCCACGCCAGGGACAAUGGGGGACUAUGGUCACUAUCACUGGGCAAAGAUUGCUAUCGGGUGGAAAUAGUGUGAGCGGUGCUUUAAUGGAUGAUGUAAUGUUGAGUGUUAUCAGCAGCACUUCCACAAGUAUUAUUGCUCGAGUCGGACAGCCUGAUUCUCCAGUUUCAUUCUAUACAUCCGAUAUUACUUUGAUCUCAAACUUUGGAGGCAUUCUUUUUCAAGAUAUCGAAUGGUUGUUCCUUAAUCAGAGCUCGAUCGAUGCAGUUGUACCACCAAGCGGUUUUGGAAACACGCAAGUAGAGGUUAUUGGUACAAAUUUGCUCGGUGGCGGUACACGAAUUUCAUCAGCUAGUCUCGUGUCCAUCCCUGCUGAAAAUAUUCUAUCAAAUGACACAGCUGUACAAUUCAAUGCCGGUUUCAAUGCCAAUGGGCAACAAAUGACUGGCGAUGUUCGACUAGAAUCCGAUACUGGUGCAAUCACAGUUGUAGUUAAUGGCUGGGAAUAUAGAAAUGAAUGCCCUCAAGGACAAUUUGGAAACUCUAUCAACUGUCAACCAUGUGAUCCGGAGUGCUUAACGUGUGAUGGACCCAAUUCGACCGAUUGUUUCACUUGUCAAAACUUUGCACUUGAACUAGGAAACUCUACCGAUAAUGUACAAUGUGUGCCUUCCUGUGCGAAUGUGUCAACAUUGGGUGAGCUAAGGUUCUGCAGAGAUGCAUGUGAAUUAGACGAGUAUCAGCGAGUUGGUGUAGAAAAUGGCACUGCUGGUAUAUUCUGCUAUCAAUGUAAUACUCAGUGUGACCGCAAUUUGAGCUGCUCUGGACCAAGUGCAACAGAAUGUGGCGGCUGUGCUAAUGUAUUCAACUCGCAAAACCAGACAUGUAUCGAUGAAUGUCCAAUUGGAACAUACAAAGAUGAACUCCGAAGAUGCGUACCAUGUGAUAGUCAGUGCGCUAUAGAAAACGGAUGUGUUGGGCCAAACUCAACCGAUUGCAGAAAUUGCUCAAAUGUGUUUGUUUCAAUCACCUUGAUGGAUGGUAUAUCUCAAGAUUCUUGCUUAGAGAACUGCCCAAGACUAUAUUUGCUUCAGGGUGAAAGUAACUUGUGUGCCCCCUGUAAUAACCAAUGCUUGGAAGGAUGCAGUGGAUUGUCUCCAUUCGAUUGUGUAAACUGUACGGGUGCGUCUUUUGUUUUCCCAAACGGAAGGAAGAAGUGUGUGGCUACAUGUAACCCAGACCCCACAAGACUGACAUUCUAUGAGGAUUCAGUGAGGGUUUGUCAGCCUUGCAGUAGCACUUGCUCACUCACUGGGGGAUGUGAUGGUCCCACAGCAUUUGAUUGCAAAGGUUGCAGGCUUAUUCCCGGAAGUAACAACUCAAUACCACUGCUGAAUGGAGAAUGUUUGAACGCCUGUCCUAAUGUUAAUAAUAGUUACACAUUCUAUGCUGAUGAUAAUACAAACGAGUGUGAGAUUUGUCACAGCACUUGUGAGAUUGGUUGUACAGGUCCCUUGUCAAUAGAUUGCAUACCGUCGAGAAGUGCAUUGGCAGCUGAAGGAGGUGCUAUUGCCCUAUUCAUAAUUGUUCUUGUCAUUGUACUGAUUGUUCUUGUAGUCCUGGUAGUAUACAUAGUGCACCAAAGGAAACGUGGAUAUUCUUACAAGGUAGACGAGGGUGGUGACGAUACUAUUGAGCUAGGAUAUCGUGACACAAGGAUCACUUCUUUAGAAGAUGGAGAAGGAGCCAUCGCUAACAGAGGGGCAGAAGUCAUUCCUGCUGCUGAAGCAAUGAAUGAGGCUAAUUCGAACAGCCUUAAGAAGAGUGAUCGAAAUUCGGGCCUGCUCUACAAUGAUAUGCAGUCAGAACCACGUUAUUCUGUGCCUACACCAAAAAGUGAAAGAAAAACAGCAAAAUCUGAGGAACCUCCUCCAUUACCUGUAACGUACAAGCCAGCUACAAAGGACUCAAAACCUCCUCCCCCCAUACCACCAUCUCCCUCAGCACAUCUGGAAGAUGAUGAUGUGUACGAAGGCAUGGAUGCCAAUGUGCAAGAAGUGCUUAUGAAUCCUGGAGCUGUGGCUGAUGAAGAAUAUUCUAUAAUGGCCCCAGCACCCAUCGAACACAACAAUACACACAUUGAUGAGAUCUACGAUGAUGCUGAAUCCAUGCCAACAAGUAGUAGCAGUGGCCCAGCCCCCCUCCCUCCAAAACCAGAUGACAAAACCCCCCUUUUGGAUGAAGAUUUAUAUGAGGAUACUGAAACAGCUGUUGCACAGGCCGUCGAAUACAAGAGAAUAUCAAGAGAUGAACCUAUCCGAGACAGCAAAAGGUUCUCAGGUGUAUUUGACAAGCCUCCAGAGCUUCCAUCCAGACCAGUACCAAAGAAGAGAUCAGCAACACCUCUGCCUGAGACCCCCUUACAAAAAUCCCUCUCGAGCGCAUCCUUUUCUCCGACUAGUCCCGUUCACCAGCCGCCAGCUGUUGCAGAUGAUGACAUUUAUAUAGAACCAAUGGGAGGACCCAUUGAGGAAUCUCUAUAUGAGGAGCUGCCUACAGCUGGCGAGUUUUCCCCUGCCAUUGAAUCUGAGUACAACGAGAUUCCGCUGCCACCGAGGCCAAAAAAAUAAAAGUAUUGAACCAGUAAAUAGAAACACGCAUACAUUAUAUACCUAGUUGUGUUUUGUCAUGGAUAUAGUUAUUGUUGUCGCUGCUUGUAUAAUUAUGUAAUUAUUAUGUUUCAGUUAAAAAAGUGCCAUAAAAAUUAUUAUUAAAUAGA